Messenger RNA from Bufo gargarizans (Asiatic toad), 1775 nucleotides. Its product is annotated as hyaluronan mediated motility receptor-like. Gene Ontology annotation, cellular component: membrane. The record is from RefSeq and is a predicted model, not a curated record. NCBI's taxonomy places the organism in Eukaryota, Metazoa, Chordata, Amphibia, Anura, Bufonidae. Bases 1279 to 1725 code for a protein of 148 amino acids. Gene Ontology annotation, molecular function: hyaluronic acid binding. The transcript has 12 exons.
AGCGGAUAUGUCGGCUCUGUGUACCAGGGGGCACCUGGACAUCAAUGAACACCUCCCUCCAUGGUCUGGUACCAGCAACCCCAGGGAGUCUUGCAUGGCACCACCCCGCUCCUCUCAUCGAAAUGCACAGACAUCACAUGCAGAGCAGCGCCCUGACAGGAGAAAUUACUUGGACACACGAUGGCGCAAUGCGCAUGCGCAGUCAUACGACUUGAAACCGCGCAACAACAACAAAAAAUGGCUUUUAACGAUGUCCAUCAAGAUUUCAACCAAUAGAAGCCCGUUUUACAGACUACCUAAACAACAAGCUCCAGCGGUCUGAUUGCACUUCCUGUUUCUCCUUUCAGAGAUUGUGAUUGGACGUCUACUGUGCCUUCUUGAUUGGCUGUGGCGCCUGUUGCUAGUCGGGAGGACGUCUGUUAUUGGUGGACGGCUCUUUGCGCUGUUUUUAAAGAGGAGACGCGAGGCGGCGGCUUGUUUAGUUAGCGACUGAUUGUGGCGGGUCACCGGUAGCGGAGUCUACGAAGAUGUCUUUCCCUAAGGCUCCCCUCAAGCGGUUCAACGAGCAUGUUGGCUGUGCUCCAGCUCCAGGAUCUUACGAUGUGAAGCUUUCAGAUAGUCUUAAAGGACCAGUUUCAUUUGAAAAAUCUCAAACGCUUUAGAGCAAAAAAAGGCUGUGCUCCAGCUCCAGGAUCUUACGAUGUGAAGCUUUCAGAUAGUCUUAAAGGACCAGUUUCAUUUGAAAAAUCUCAAAACGCUUUAGAGCAAAAAAAGGCUGUGCUCCAGCUCCAGGAUCUUACGAUGUGAAGCUUUCAGAUAGUCUUAAAGGACCAGUUUCAUUUGAAAAAUCUCAACGCUUUAGAGCAAAAAAAGGCUGUGCUCCAGCUCCAGGAUCUUACGAUGUGAAGCUUUCAGAUAGUCUUAAAGGACCAGUUUCAUUUGAAAAAUCUCAACGCUUUAGAGCAAAAAAAGCACACGCAACGUUGAACAGUGCUGACAUCUCGGCCCAGGCGCAGUGAUCUUCCACAGUGAUAAACCAAGGUCUUAGUUCAAGAAUUCUGUCCCUCUCAGUUUGUGACCAGUGGUGAUAACUGGCAAGUCAACGAACAAGAGGCAUCACACAAUCAUCCCACAUCUUUGGAGACUUGGCUGGUGAAAGUCAGAGUUCGGACCGAGAUGAGGAACCUACUUCCCCAGCACGCCUUAAAAAGCAUUCUUCUCUUGGUUCAACACCAAACCUGAGACAAACCUGAUAGAGAUGUGGAAUUCGUGAGAGACAUGAAGAAACAGAAAGCUCUGGACAAAGAAAUCCGUUCUCUCUUGAAGGAACGUGCUGACCAAGGCAAGAAACUUCAACUCUUGGAGGAAGAGUUCAAAAAGACAGAGCAAAAACUGGUCACUGCUGUGCGGGAGAAAACAUCACUUACUGCAAGCAUUGCCUCCUUGGAAAGGCAAAUGGCUGACCUCAAUAAGGCAAAUGAGCUUCUGAAAACCAAGUUUUCUGACAGCUCAAAACGAAAAAUUAACAGCCUUUACGCAGAACUGAUGGAGGCCAAAAAUAAAAUGGACGCAAAAGACAAGGAAAUGAAUGGCCUUCAGGCAAGAUUUGAAGGACAAAUCCAGUCACUGCAAGAAAGCUUGGAUGUUUCUAAGGCUGACAUGCAAUCUCUGACAGAAAAGAAUAAGCUUCUAGCUCAGUCAGCAAGAUGCCUCUAUGCACAAUGAAUUCUUGAAGAAAGAGCUUGAUCAAGCACAAGGUAACAUGACAAAAAAAU